This is a messenger RNA of Salpingoeca rosetta, 2796 nucleotides long. RefSeq lists its product as uncharacterized. The record is from RefSeq and is a predicted model, not a curated record. NCBI's taxonomy places the organism in Eukaryota, Choanoflagellata, Craspedida, Salpingoecidae. The transcript is spliced from 31 exons. Bases 1 to 2796 code for a protein of 931 amino acids.
AUGGCAUCGUUCCAGGAUGCUGUUGGGGCUCUGUUGCGGCAGGACGAGCAGGAUAUAGGAGCACACAGACUCGCUGCACUUCAGGCACUACAACGUGCCAUCCAGGAUGCCAUAUCAGCGCGUGUGCCACCGGGCAUGCGUCUCCUCCAGUCGUGCAGCGGGCGGCAGGAGACAGCGGCGGAGCUGCUCCAUCGCGUCGCAUCUGCCAUCGUGCAGUCCCCAUCGCAGGAUGUCCGCGAUAUGGCCCUCGACAUUCUCGCCGUCGUCACCUGGAUCGUCGAUCCAAGUGUGGAUGAGGAACGCAUCUCCAUCACCGUUCAACAGCUCGCAUCGCAAGCGGUUUCCUGCUGCACAUAUGCACAAGCGCAGGACACCUGGAGGAUCAACGACGCGCACGCGCUCACAACGUGCCUUCGAGCCAUUCAACUCCUCUCCUUUCACAGGAAUGUGUUUCCACCGCAUCCAGCAGACCACGUGGCGUUUGCAGAAUUUGCGGAACUUCUGUGCAGCAUCGUCACGGACACGGCGCUGGCUGCGGAUGUGCUCGGUCCAGCAGCGUGCGUCCUCGCCAACCUCCUCGCACACAACCUGGCGUGGCAGGACUGGGUGCGUGCGCGUCCCACUGCGCGUCGCUUCUACCGCUCGCUCGUGUCAUAUCUCUCCAAUCCAGACCUCCUUCUCGUCGUCGCCACCCUCAAUCUCGUCGCACGGCUGCUGCUGGACGAUGCUGAGCUCGGGCAGAAGUUGUUCAACGACGACAACAUCACGCAGAUCUUCGAGCUGGCGUUCAGUCUCAUCACCAGCACCGACGACACCCCAGCCGCCAGCACAGUGCACAUGUACACGGUGGAGCUGUUCUCCACGCUCAUGGACAGCGUGCGCUGCGUGAACCGCCUCGGUGAAUUCGACAAACUGCCGCACUUUGUCGACGUGAUUACGCAAGAGCUUCAUCGGUGCCCCGCCCACAGCGCCGGCGUGACGGUUCGAUUCCUCCGUGCCAUCUGCGCAGCGCCGCAGUGCAUAGACGUCCUCCUCGCCAGGCUCACCGAGGGCGACGACCUGUUGGACAUGCUGCUUGCGUGGCUGGCGGCGGACCGGGCAUACACCUCCCCAUACAGCAUCCGCGACGACGCAGCCGAUAUUGUGAUUCGAAUGGUCAUCAGACUCACGGGCGGGCAGUCACCGGUCCUCGGCAAGGUUGCGUCGUUUGUGUCGUCCAUGUUCAACUCCACCAUCGCCACCGCCACUGGCGACGGAAGUCUUGACCUCCUCCUCGUCGCAAACAUUGCUCGCAUCUCCACCGCCAUCAACCACCAGGCGUCGCACCAGCAGACAGUUGUGCUGGAGCCGGCCUCCAUGCAGAUGCUGUACACCUUCUGCCGCGAUUCCCUGGCAGAUCUCUUUGUUCUCGGCCAAGCAAACGCUUCAAGCCACAACUGCUCGUUUGCGACUACGACGCGUGAUCUUGGGGCCCGCCUCGUCACCACGGCAUUCUGCGAAUACCUCAUCUCAUUGCUCGAGACGCGCGAGGACGAUGAAGCGAAACAGUUCCUUGACAAUCUCUUGCACGCCGAGGGCUGCCUUGUGAUGCUGAGCAAGAACCUGCUGUCGACCAGCCCUGUUCUCGUCGAGUCGUCCAUCAACAUCCUCUGCAGCCGUCUCUUCAAAUCUUUGUUCGGCAUCACCAGACUCAGCGCUGUAGUUGCGUCGUGGAACCGCAAUGCCGCUGCAAUGAACGACGCGACCAACACAUCAGCAGCGCAUGCGCCCGUUUCCCCUGCUGGUCGUUCCGAGUCUGGCGUCUUCUCGCGGCACACGCGCACCCAUCACGUCCAUUUCCACCACCAGCAACAGGUGUCUCAUUCUUCAUCCAUAACGUCAUCCCUGCAGCAACGAGAGCAGCUGCACCGGAGCACAGGAUCGCAUGUUGACGAAGACAUCCAACGCGUCAUGCACCACGUCAAGCACAAUCUGCAACUUCGCGACAUGCGCGCAUCUGAAAUCAUGGCCAUGUACGAGGCAAAGUUGCAGGAAGCGCACAACAAGGAACAACGGCUGUCGUCGCUGCUGGAUGCAAAAACAGGCGCUCUUCUGCAAUCAGACCAACUGUUGUCGGAGUACCAGGCGCAGCAGGCGCUGCUUGAUGACGAAUGCAGCAAACUCCGCGGCAUGCUGCGGGAGAGUGAAGGGCGGCGCGAGUCGUUUCAGGUCGAAAUGGAGCAGCAACAGCACGUCAUCACCUCCCUGCAGCAAGAGCGCACACGCAUGGCGGAGGAGCUUGAGGAAUUGCAUUCACUGCAGACGGCAAACAGCAACUUGCAGACAAGACUUGACAAUGAGGUGACGACGCGGGAAGCGUUGGAGUAUGAAAUCUCGGAACUCAAGUCGUACACUGCACAGUCAAAGGUGCAGCACAGGUCACUCAAUGACCAGCUGCGACAGCUGCGCUCCCAAAACAGCCACCUCCAGGACCAGGUUGAGGACCUGACGCGAGCGCUUGAAGUGGAGACGGAGAACACGACCACGAAAACCAAACAAUUGCACGAGUUUCAGCAGCAGUUUGGGGAUCUCUCCAGCAAGUGCACCGUUCUUCAGAGCGAAGUCAACACGCUCAAGGGGCAAAUUUCAGAGAAGGAUGAGGAGCUUCAGACAUGCAAAUCGUCACUGUCCCAGAAGGAACUCGACCUUUCCUCCACCCAACGUGCAAACCACGAAUUGGAAGCAAAGGUCGCAAGGCUUGAGGAGAAGGUGGCACAGCUUCAAGAAGACUUGGACAAGCACCAGCUCACGAUUUGA